AUGAACACUUUAUAAAUGUUAGGCUGCACUCUCAAGUAACUGUUGACCUUUGUUCCUUAGUAAUGACCAACCUGACCAACCAUGGCGACGCCUCACACCUCACCACCACCACCACCACCACCCAUUACCGGGGAGGAGAGAGACUGGUUAAAACUCAUCACUACACUAAACAAACUGGAACGCCCAGUCUUGCUGGAUAUGUACACCCGAGCAGCCUGUCAUGAGGGGAAGGUCAAAGACAAGAAGCUUCUCGAGUUCCUGGAGAGUAAAGGCUUCACCAAGAAAAAGUUAAAGGAAAAAUUUAAUAAGGACCAGCGUAAGAUACUUGACGUCGACCCUUCUGGCAAGAAAUAUGACUUCUCGCUACUUUACCUGUGCAUCACCUUGUUGCCUGGCCCUGCUCCUGGUGGCCAGCUGGACGCCCUUCUGGAAAAACUCAAAGCUGUAAAAGAUUUUCGCAACGAAUUGCUGCACGGGGAGUUAGCCGUCAGUCCUGAGGAUUAUAAGAACAAGACGGAGGAGCUGAGAAAACUGUUGAAAGACGUAUAUAGUGAAGGAAAAGAUGUGUUUAACAUUGAUGAAGAUGAAGUAGAUAACCGGGUUAAAACCAUAGAUGAACGCAUCAACUACAUCAGCGACAACCUCCUGGACCCCGAGGAUAUAACCAGCUACAAUAUUGACCUCAUAGAGCAGUCUGGUAAACAAGAGUUGGUGGAGCUGUUUGGUAAACGGACAAAUGUUAAUCCUGUGUCGUUUAUUGCCGGUACAGACUUUCUCCUUGAUAUUGACACUGUGUUCACACGCAUACAAGGUAAGGAGGAGCGAGGUACAGCUGACCAAGAUAUACCAGAUGAAGACAUUCUAAAACUUGCCAUUGACAAACACAAAAGAAUCAUACUUAUUGACGGUGUCGCCGGUGCUGGUAAGACGACCUUCUUGAUAAAAUUACUAAGUGAUUGGAAGGCCGACAAGGACACCAUACAAGGUCUUACUAACUUCCUGCUGCUCUUUCAUAUUGAAGGGAGAAAUCAACACAUCUGGUCUCUUGCACAGCUCGUCCAGUCACAAAUGCCAGACACCGCUAAGAAGUAUCGAGGAAAUGACAUGAUCAAAUGUGUCCAGCAGUUUAAGGUCCUCAUGCUGGUGGAUGGCCUCGACGAGUUGAAUAAAGCAUCAAAAGCACUGAUCCAAGAUGUCUUAUGUAAUUGUAACUUUACUGUAGUCUGUACUACAAGGCCAGAGAGGGUGGACGACUUCUACAAAACUCUUCCACCUCACCUGGGAGCUGUCCAUUUACAGCUUGUUGGUAUUCCUGCUAAAAGUCGUGUAACUUUUGCGGAGAAAUACCACAAUCAACUAAUACAAGCUGGCAAGAGUACACAGAGUACACAAGAACUGGUAGAGUACCUGGAGAGUAUGCCACGUCGUCUCAAAGAGUACCUAAGAUUGCCCAUGAACCUGGUAUUCUUAAGUCUCAUAUGGGCCGAAGAUCCAAGUACAGUAAAGAAUAUGACAACGGCCACACAACUGUACAGUAAAGUGAAGGAUAUGACGACAGAAAAAUUAGUGAAACGACUGAUAGAUAAACCGGACACAGUUAUAUCUGCCAGGAGUGUGAAGAGAAACAUUGAAAAGAUCUUUAAAGUGAUGUGUCAAGAAUCCUUUGUAAGCCUAAAAGUUGACUCAUUAUAUGUGUCAGAAGAGAUGACAGACAACCUUGAACAAACAUGUCAACGCGUUAACAUUCUGCUCGAGGAAGUUACCGGCGCCUUCUUCAUCACCAACAACACUUACGCUCUCUGUGCAAAAGUUAAAUCAUGCCUUAGUUUCUCCCACAAGGGAGUUCAGGAUUUCUACGGUGCCUUGCAUAUAAGGGACUCGCUUCAGGGAGAAAGGCCAAAUAUGUCUCAAGGUCCCCGCACCAUCAGGGAGGUCCUGGAGGAGCUACACAAGGAUGACCUGUCGUCUCUGACUCUGACCAAAUACCAGAACGUUCUGGUUCAUCUAACUGGCAUUUUAUAUGUUGACGGCGGAGGAGAGGUAAAGGAAGACAAGGCAGAAGAACUGGUCCUCCUUCUCCACUCUUCUGGUAUGACAGGCAAUAUGACAGACAGGAGUCAGUGGGUGGACCUGAUAAAUGGCGUGAAGUGUGACACUACCUUUUGUAAAUACGUCGCUAAACAUAUUCCACAAUUGGUGACAGGUAGCAUAGUGGUCACAGAUAGCAGUGUGUCAGUCUACACCACUCUACUCCCUCUUGGUCGACCAGUCUAUAUAACCGUAAAUAUUGAUGGAGACCCAGACAACAUUCCCCACAUGGUCGACCUGAUGAAGGUGGUGGCUGCGUGGAACAACUGUGUAGUAGGCAUUUAUAUGAACCAUCACUGGAAGCACCCAGACACCUGCAGCCCCUCUCUUGACGCAGCUCUCCAAGACGUCUUUAAAAGGCAUCGGGUGUGGUGGUUCGAGGGUCAGCUGAGUGGUGCUGCUGUGAGGUCACUGCCACACACUGUGGAGAUCCUCUACCUGGUGAUAACUGACACAGACCCUGACCUGGCCCCGGCGUUGACCUCUCUGUGCUCACGUGUACGACUGUCCUCCCUCUGGCUGCAUGUACCCGUGGGGGUUCCUCCAGCACUACUGCCUGGCCCCCUGCCACUUGAUGUUAAUCUUCAUCUGCUCCUCUCCGGGGUUAAUGCUGCACACAUAGACUGGGCAGCCCAGGUGUCUCAACAACUAC
Messenger RNA from Homarus americanus (American lobster), 2740 nucleotides. RefSeq lists its product as uncharacterized. NCBI's taxonomy places the organism in Eukaryota, Metazoa, Arthropoda, Malacostraca, Decapoda, Nephropidae. The record is from RefSeq and is a predicted model, not a curated record.